UUUUCAAAAGCUUUAAGCUUUAAGUUUUUAAUUAAUUAUCAUAAAUAAUGUCCGCAAAAGAUUUUACCCUGUUAUUAUUGGGUGAGUCGGCUGUGGGAAAGUCGACUUUCAUCAACGCAUUCGUCAAUUAUAUGUCGUACGAGACUAUGGAUGAAGUCAGAGGUCAACCCAUGUGCGUCAUUCCCGUCUCAUUCACGGUAACCGAUCCACAGACCUAUGAACCAAAGAAAGUAACUUUCGGUGGACUCGACGCCAAUGAAAACACUGACCGGUCGUACAAAUCGGGCACAAAAUAUCCCAAAUGCUAUAAAUUCAUAAACAAUAACAUUACGCUUAAUAUCAUCGAUACCCCGGGUAUUGCCGAUACGGAAGGCGUGGAUAAAGAUAAUAAAAAUAUAGACACCUUAUUGGACUUUAUUAGCAAUUAUCGCGAUAUUAAUGCCAUUUGUGUGCUAUUAAAGCCUAAUAACACUAAAGUAAAUGUAGUUUUCAAGUAUUGUUUGUUACAGUUGUUCAGUCACUUGAAUAAGUCUGCGGCCGAUAACAUACUGUUCCUCUUUACCAACGCCCGGUCAACACACUACGCACCGGGAGAUUCGGGACCGGUAUUGGAAAGUAUUUUAAGAGACUUAAGGGAAAGACCCCCUAAUGUGGACAUCAAAUACAGUACUAAUACUAUCUAUUGCUUCGAUAACGAGUCAUUCCGUUAUCUCGUGGCUACUGUUCCCCCGAAUAAUAUGAAGUUCAGUGAAGAUUAUAAAAUUGAUUAUAAUGCCAGUUGGGACAGAUCUGUGAAAGAGUGCAAACGUAUGUUUGAUUACAUCCGUACACUCCGGCCCUACAAUAUCCGGGACACAUUAUCUCUCAAUAGUGCCAAACAGGUUAUCCUACUAUUGAGUCAACCAUUGGUUGACAUCGCGAAGAACAUCGCCGACAAUCAGAUCCAAUGCGAGGCCCGUAAGCGCCGUAUACUUGAGUGCGAGUCCGAUAUAAAUCAACUUCAAGUCGAGCUAUACGUCCCACAAGUGGAUAUCAUAUCCACACCUUUACCCCACCCUAAGCUCGUAUGCACUGACCCCUCGUGCUGUACGCGCCGACAUGUUCAGGGUACCAGUGUUACCCAGUACGAUAACGAAUGCCAAUAUACUACCUUGAUGGAGUAUGAGAAUGAACAAUUUAACCUGGGAAUUGGCUAUGAUAAAUUUUUGCUUGGUGGUAGCACUACCAAAACUAAAAGCUCACAAAAGGUAAUGUGCGUUACCUGUGGGCACGGUAUCCAAUCGCACCGGUAUAUACGUUACGAGAAUCAAGUACAGCACCGGCAGGUCAAGGAUGAGACCAAACAACAGCGCAUUACUAACGCGUCGGAGGCGGCGGAGGCUCAGAGGUCGCAGUUGAAGGAACUGGAGGUUAAGAUCGGGGAACUGACCCGUGAGUCCAAUAUUAUUGUGAAAUGUAUGGCAAGAUUUGCCUACUUUUUGGUUCACAACUCACUGACCCAUAUGGAUGACCAUUUUGAAAGGCAUAUUCAGCAGCUUAUUGAUGAUGAAGUAAAUACCUCUGUUGUCAGUGAUGAUGAUAGUAGCAAGGUCAUUGUUGGCAAACUUAGACAACUACUCGAUAGCUAUAAUCGUGAAAAACAACUAAUAAUCGAUGCCUUGAAGUCUAUGAAUGCAAAUGAGUUUAGCAUAUCUUUGGAUGAGAUUCAGGGUAUGAUUAAUAAGUUGUGUGGUCUCAAGUGGACGGGUAGCACAAUAACACGUCUACUGGAGGUGCAACGGUGCGUACAGGUUAAGGGACAUACCAGGGUUAAUGAGGUGUCCCACUCUAUCCCAGAUAAGGCUGCU
Messenger RNA from Oppiella nova, 1847 nucleotides. The record is from the annotation of a GenBank genome assembly. Lineage: Eukaryota; Metazoa; Arthropoda; Arachnida; Sarcoptiformes; Oppiidae.